UUUCACCAAAAAAGACAAAAAAUCGUAUUUUCUUCAUCAAAUUCUUUUGAACCUUUACAUUUUUUCUAUUAAACAUAAUUAUCACCACAAUUAUCAAGCAUAACUACUCGAGCUCCAUAAAAAAUGAGAAUUGAUUUUGACUGAAUUGUAUUUUUUUAAUUUUACCGUCACAUUCAGCAAAUUCAAUUAGAUUUAAAAAACAAAUGGCGCCAGCGGAAUUAUUUGUAUUUACAAUACUUGACCUCGAGUUAAUGGCCGUCAUUUCCCGAGUCAUUUAACGCCGAGUGAUCUAUUGAUAAAUUUUAACGUCAUUAUCUCGUUGGUGUUGAUGGAGGGGGAGGAGAGUUUUGGCCGGAUCUGGGGAAUUAAUCCACGAAUCGAAGAUAAGGGACAAGGAGUUCUCGUUCAACAGCAGCUCCUGCGGUCGUUUAAUUUCCCAGAGGCGGACUGUGACCCGAACACAUAAAAUCGUGUCGUCCUUCGGGUAAUUCCAGUCGAUCCUCGCGGGUCUCACCACUCAGACUCCCUUUUUUUCCUCCGGAACGAUUCGUUGGCUCGUACCCGAUCUUUUUUUAUUCACCCUUUCGCAUUCAAUGGGAUUUUUUUAAUUACUAAGUUGUGGGUGGCGAUGGCGACGGAGACGACGCGGAAAUUGCGGGUGUGUGUCGUGGGGGCUGGGGCCGCGGGAUUGUGCGCAGUGAGACAACUUUCUGAGGAUCUACUGCGCUUCGAGCCCGCGAUUUUCGAACAAGCGGAUAAGGUCGGGGGCACAUGGGUUUACGUGGAAAAAAUUGGACAGGAUGACCAUGGGGUGCCCAUUCACUCCAGCAUGUACGAAAGCUUGAGAACGAACUUUCCAAUGAAAUUAAUGAACUUCCCGGAUUACCAGAAAAUGGAUCAAACCCGUCCGUGUUGUGGUACCCACCAGCAAGUCCUCAAUUACCUCAACGAUUAUGCAGAUCACUUUGCAAUCCGCAAGUUUAUUCAGGUAAAGCGGCGAUGGACUGCUGAUGCUCUUCUGUACUGCACCGGGUACAAGUACACGUACCCUUUUUUACACGAAGACUGUGGCAUCAGGGUUGAUGAAAAUUUUGUCACCCCAUUGUGGAAGCAGUUGAUUAACAUCCACCAUCCCACCAUGUCUUUCGUAGGAUUACCCUCAAGGAUUAUUCCAUUUCCAUUAUUUCAUUUUCAGAUUGGAUUUUUCCUGUCUCUCCUAAAAGGGAGAAUUGAACUGCCGUCGAAAGAAAUAAUGUUGAUGGAUACCAGACCCUCGGGUGAGAAAAAACAUGGACACGUGCUGGGAUCUCGCCAAUGGGAGUACAAUAAUGAAUUAGUGACUCUUUCGGGUGCUGUUGCCCUUCCAGAAUUCUACGAGAAUGGUUACACCUCGUGGACCACCCACAGGACAAAUAAUUUUCUCAAGUGCAAGGACUCGGAGAUGAUCAUCGAGGCAGAUGGCAAAACCGUGCGCUUUGUAAUCGACACAUAAUUCAAUUUUUUAUUUUCUCAUAUUUUUUGUUUGAAUAAAUGACGAUUUACCGGA
This is a messenger RNA of Fopius arisanus, 1546 nucleotides long. RefSeq names its product flavin-containing monooxygenase FMO GS-OX-like 4. Bases 629 to 1492 code for a protein of 287 amino acids. The record is from RefSeq and is a predicted model, not a curated record. Lineage: Eukaryota; Metazoa; Arthropoda; Insecta; Hymenoptera; Braconidae. Gene Ontology annotation, molecular function: flavin adenine dinucleotide binding; N,N-dimethylaniline monooxygenase activity; NADP binding. The transcript is spliced from 4 exons.